AUGCUCAAGGACUCUUUCUUCUUCACCCCUGAAGUUGAUCACUCCAUGAACAUCAUCAACGAGACCAACAGAGAAGAACACUCAAGGAUGAGAAGAAUAUUGAGUUUUGCAUUCAGCUCUUCCAAUCUUUUGGUGAACGAGGAUGUGCUUGUGAGGAGGACGGAUGAUUUCGUGAAGACUGUUGGGGCUUUGCAGAGUCAAAACAGGAACAGAGGGUUCAAUAUUGUGCAGCAAUCCAACGACGUCACAUUCGAAAUCAUGGGUGCGGAAAGUCCUGAACACCUGAACAUGGCGUCAUGA
Messenger RNA from Drepanopeziza brunnea f. sp. 'multigermtubi' MB_m1, 300 nucleotides. RefSeq lists its product as uncharacterized. Lineage: Eukaryota; Fungi; Ascomycota; Leotiomycetes; Helotiales; Drepanopezizaceae. Gene Ontology annotation, molecular function: monooxygenase activity; oxidoreductase activity, acting on paired donors, with incorporation or reduction of molecular oxygen; heme binding. The record is from RefSeq and is a predicted model, not a curated record.